Molecule: messenger RNA, 2287 nt
Organism: Lucilia sericata (common green bottle fly)
Lineage: Eukaryota; Metazoa; Arthropoda; Insecta; Diptera; Calliphoridae
Gene: Hsc70-2
Product: heat shock 70 kDa protein cognate 2
Exons: 3
Coding region: 249-2159 (636 amino acids)
Biological process (GO): cellular response to unfolded protein; protein refolding
Cellular component (GO): cytoplasm
Molecular function (GO): ATP-dependent protein folding chaperone; ATP hydrolysis activity; ATP binding
Source: RefSeq, a predicted model, not a curated record
CAAAACAAGCCAUAAAAUCUAGUGAAUCAUUUAGAAAAAUCACUAGUUUGACGUUGGACGUCGUUGGAAACGUUACAAAAACAACUCAAAUAGCGGUUGCUUUGAAAUUAUUAAAAAAAGUGCAGUUUAUUGAAAAAAAAAAAUUAAAUACAAUUUAGAUUGUCAGUGAGAUUUGACAGCAUUAAGACUCAUUUAUAAUUUGGAUUAAAAUCUACAGAUAAUUAUAUAAAAACUAGACUUAAACCAAAAUGGCUAAAGCUCCCGCAAUUGGUAUAGAUCUUGGUACUACUUAUUCAUGUGUUGGUGUUUGGCAACAUAAUAAAGUUGAGAUCAUUGCAAAUGAUCAGGGAAAUCGUACAACACCCAGUUAUGUUGCAUUCAACGAUACCGAACGUUUAAUUGGCGAUGCUGCCAAAAAUCAGGUUGCCAUGAAUGCCAAAAAUACCGUUUUCGAUGCCAAACGUUUAAUUGGUCGCAAGUUCGAUGAUCCCAAAACUCAGCAAGAUAUGAAACAUUGGCCCUUCCAGGUGAUCAAUGACUGUGGCAAGCCUAAAAUUGAAGUAGAGUUCAAGGGAGAGCGUAAACGUUUCGCUCCCGAAGAAAUCAGUUCCAUGGUGUUGACAAAAAUGCGUGAAAUUGCUGAAGUCUAUUUGGGUGCCAAAGUAACAGAUGCUGUCAUUACUGUACCGGCCUAUUUCAAUGAUUCCCAACGUCAAGCUACCAAAGAUGCUGGUUCCAUUGCUGGUUUGAAUGUCCUACGUAUUAUUAAUGAACCUACUGCUGCCGCUUUAGCCUACGGCUUGGAUAAGAACUUAAAGGGUGAAAAGAAUGUAUUGAUUUUCGAUUUGGGUGGUGGCACUUUUGAUGUUUCCAUCUUAACCAUUGAUGAAGGAUCAUUGUUUGAGGUGAAAGCUACGGCUGGUGAUACUCAUUUGGGUGGCGAAGAUUUUGACAAUCGUUUGGUUAACUUCUUUGUGGAGGAAUUUAAGCGCAAGCAUAAACGUGAUUUAUCCGGCAAUGUUCGUGCCUUGAGACGUUUACGCACUGCCUGUGAAAGAGCUAAGCGUACUUUGUCUUCCAGCACAGAGGCUUCCUUGGAAAUUGAUGCCUUACAUGAAGGUAUUGACUUCUAUUCCAAGAUCACCAGAGCUCGUUUUGAGGAGCUUAAUAUGGAUUUGUUCCGUUCCACUUUGACUCCUGUUGAAAAGGCCUUGGCAGAUGCUAAAAUGGACAAAUCAACCAUUCAUGAUGUUGUUUUGGUGGGAGGCUCAACACGCAUUCCUAAAAUCCAGAAAAUGUUACAAGAUUUCUUCUGUGGCAAGCAGUUGAAUUUAUCUAUUAACCCUGAUGAAGCUGUGGCCUACGGUGCUGCCGUCCAAGCUGCUAUCCUGACCGGUGUAGGCAGUUCUCAGAUUCAAGAUGUUCUUCUAGUUGAUGUUACUCCCCUGUCAUUGGGUAUUGAAACUGCUGGUGGCGUUAUGACCAAAUUGAUUGAACGUAAUGCUCGCAUUCCUUGCAAACAACAACAAACCUUCACCACAUACAGUGACAAUCAAAAUGCUGUUACCAUUCAGGUGUAUGAAGGUGAAAGAGCCAUGACUAAAGACAACAAUUUAUUGGGUACUUUCAAUUUGACUGGUAUUCCACCCGCACCCAGAGGUGUGCCUAAAAUUGAGGUAACAUUCGAUUUGAAUGCCGAUGGCAUUUUAAAUGUAUCGGCUAAGGACAAUAGUACCGGUAAAUCGGAAAAGAUUACGAUUACAAAUGAUAAAGGUCGUUUGUCCAAAGCUGAAAUCGAUAGAAUGUUAUCAGAUGCUGAAAAGUAUAAGGAUGAAGAUGAAAAGCAAAGACAACGUGUACAAGCCCGUAACAACUUGGAGGGAUAUAUUUUCAGCUGCAAACAAGCCGUUGAAGAAGCUCCCGCUGGUAAACUCUCCGAUGCCGAUAAAACGACUGUGCGUGAUAAGUGCGCCUCGGAAAUGUCUUGGUUGGAUAACAAUUCUUUGGCCGAAAAAGAAGAAUUUGAAGAUCAUUUGAAAGACUGUCAACGUGUUUGUGGUCCUAUUAUGUCAAAAAUGCAUGGUGCAGGCGAUGCUGGCCAAAAAUCACAAGGCGGUCAGGGAGGUCGUGGUGGCCCCACCGUUGAGGAAGUUGACUAAACUAGAAUUUUAUUAUGAAUAUUGUUUUUUUUUCGAUUUUCCGUUUUAUGUUUAUCCUAUAUAUAAAAUAAUUUUGUAAUACAUACAGUUUUUUUUUACUAAACCAAGAAAGAAAUGAAGUUUUUGUU